UCGCGUGCGCCGGGACUCGCCCUCGUCCCCUGGGACCAUCCUGCGCGCCCCCCCCCCCCCCCAGCCUCCGCCCCGCGUCCCCGUCUCGCGACCCGGAGGCGCGCAGGUGUCGGCCCCCGCGACCCACCCCUCGGGACGUCCCGGCGCGCAGACAUGCGGCGCGCCAAGCCUGGCGCCCUGCUGCCCCUGCUGCUCCUGCUCGCGCUGGCGUUGUCCCUGCCCGGGGCCCAGGCGAGGCCCCGGGGUCGCCGAGGAGCCCGUGCCACGGACCAGGAACCCCAGCCGUGGCCGUUUCUCCCCGCGGCCAGGGCCACCCGGAGCACAGAAAUGUUCCUAAAAGAUUCGAACUUAAAAGACAAAUUAAUAAAGCAUUUCACAGGGCCAAUCACGUUUCCAGAUGAAUGUAGCAUACAUUUCCAUCGACUGUAUCACAAUACCAGGGAUUGUUCAACGCCAGCUUAUUACAAGAGAUGUGCUAGAUUGCUUACAAGGCUGGCAGUGAGUCCCCUGUGCUCACAGACAAGACCUGCCCUAGGAGCAUUGCUUAAGAAUAUAAAUGCAGCUUGAAGGAAAAAGUGCCUGGAAUCAUGCUAACUGUACGAAGAGGGGAAGCAUCUAAUUUUAUGCUGUAUUAAGAUGGAAAUCUCAUCUGAGAUUUUACAGAAAUAAUUGAUUAGUUGUGUCCUUCCGUACAACGAAGUCUUUCUUGGUUUAUCUUUGUGUGUAGAGUAAUUUGAAAUGUUUUAAAACAAUGCUUAAAUCACACAACGUAAAUAGAAUAUUAAAAAAGUAUGCUAUUCUUUUAUGCUUAUUAUAUUAUUUUCUUAUAUGGUUAAUAUUCCAUAUAGGUAUGAAUUAAAUAUUUAAUUACGUAAAUUAUGUCUCAGAGUACUGGUGAGAAAUGAUUUAAGUAAUAUAUUUUUUUGAAUAAUCCUGUAUGAAGUCCACUUUUACAAUUCUUUUAAAUAAUAUUUAAAUACACCCAUUCAGAUUUGUCUUUAACUGCACUAAUUGGAAAUAUGAAUUCUAUUAAAACUGAAAUAUAAAAGGUCUGUGUUGCUUUUCUUUGAAUUGAAUCUAUUUGUCGCAGAAGUUAUACUAUUGGGAUGUGAUUACUACAUAUGUAUAUAUGGAUAAAUAUGUAUUUUCUAAACUGCUAACUAGUCUCCUGAGAAAAUUCCUGUCUUUCUGAAGUCUGGACAUAUGGUACUGCUGUCCUAAAUAAAAAGAGGAGAGCUAUAUGUUAUGGAGUUAGGAGAAUAUGUGGGCUGCCUGGAUGCUCUGUUUGGAUUUUUUUUUUUUUUUUAAUUUAAGUAAUCUCUACGUGUACCGUGGAGCUGGAACUCAUGACCCUGAGAUCGAGAGUCGCACACUCCCCUGACUGAGCCAGCCUGUAUCGCAUUCUGAUACUUUGAAACAGCUUCAUGUAAAAGCAACAGUGUAAA
This is a messenger RNA of Acinonyx jubatus (cheetah), 1445 nucleotides long. It is a transcript of the gene ALKAL1, whose product is annotated as ALK and LTK ligand 1. Lineage: Eukaryota; Metazoa; Chordata; Mammalia; Carnivora; Felidae. Gene Ontology annotation, molecular function: receptor tyrosine kinase binding; receptor signaling protein tyrosine kinase activator activity. The record is from RefSeq and is a predicted model, not a curated record. Gene Ontology annotation, biological process: positive regulation of ERK1 and ERK2 cascade; positive regulation of ERK5 cascade. The transcript has 5 exons. Bases 154 to 567 code for a protein of 137 amino acids.